Funneliformis caledonium is the source of this 570-nucleotide messenger RNA. The record is from the annotation of a GenBank genome assembly. NCBI's taxonomy places the organism in Eukaryota, Fungi, Glomeromycota, Glomeromycetes, Glomerales, Glomeraceae.
AUGGUUAAAAUAGCAGCUGCACCAAUCCCUCCAAAGACAUAUUUGAAACUACCUUUAGAACCGCCUUUCUUUUCCGAGGAUGUCGAAUGGUUUGAGGGAGAGGCAGUUACACAACCUAUUUCAUCACCUCCCAUAUUUACGGAUAACUCUACCUGCUCGACACCUUUGAUUCAUCUUCUUCAAUUUGGCACCUCGAGCCGAAGUUGGAGUUUAGUUUACUUUUUAAACAUGAUCGCUAUUGUAGGAAUUGGUUCAAAGAACUUGAUACCAGUCCCUGUAGACGAUGCAGCACGCAUGGAUAUAGAUCAACUUAAAGAGUCGCUCAAAGAAUGUGUUGAAAAAAGACAGGCUGUCUACGCUGUGGUGGCGAUAUUGGGAUCAACAGAACAUGGUGCUUGUGACCCGUUGGGGGAUUGUAACGAAGCUUGGAAUGAAUUGUAUAGGUUUGGUUUGAUUAAUAUUAAUGGAGUUUACUCCUUGAACAUAGAAAUUGAUAGAAUUUUUCCAAUCCGAGUAAUAAACAUCAAAACUCGUAAAUUAAAUUUCACUCUUAGAACCACAGUUCUUUAA